Molecule: messenger RNA, 1332 nt
Organism: Juglans microcarpa x Juglans regia
Lineage: Eukaryota; Viridiplantae; Streptophyta; Magnoliopsida; Fagales; Juglandaceae
Product: quinone oxidoreductase PIG3-like
Exons: 7
Coding region: 1-1107 (368 amino acids)
Molecular function (GO): oxidoreductase activity
Source: RefSeq, a predicted model, not a curated record
AUGAAGGCUAUAGUGAUAAGCGCUCCGGGAGGCCCAGAAGUGCUCCAUCUACGAGAGGUGGGAGACCCCGCACUUCGAGACGAGGACGUCCUGAUCAACGUCGCCGCCGCUGCUCUGAACCGAGCUGAUACCUUUCGGAGGAACGGCUCGCAUCCACCUCCUCCCGCUGGUGCCAGUCCCUAUCCGGGUAUCGAAUGCUCCGGCACCAUCCUGGCCGUCGGAAAAAACGUUUCACGCUGGAAAAUCGGCGAUCAGAUCAUGAUACGUUUCUGGUAUGAUCUGUGGUGUGGUGAUAGGGCCCCUAAGGAAGCAAUCCCUGUUGUGUAUAGUGUGGCCCAUGUUGAGGAUGCUUCUGUGGCAGAUAAUUGGAAGAUGUCUUCGGUGUGCGCUCUUCUCAAUGGGGGAGGAUAUGCUGAGAAAGUGGCUGUUCCAGCUACACAAGUUCUUCCUAUCCCACCCGGAGUUUCUUUGGAGGAUGCUGCUAGUCUCCCUGAGGUGGCGUGUACUGUUUGGUCCACUGUUUUUAUGAUAAAUCGGCUAUCUGCGGGGGAAACAUUCUUGGUCCAUGGGGGCUCCAGUGGUAUUGGUACCUUUGCAAUUCAGAUAGCUAAAUACCAAGGAGCACAAGUGUUUGUCACAGCAGGGAGUGAAGAAAAACUAGCUGUUUGUAAGGAUCUUGGAGCUGAUGUGUGUAUCAAUUACAAGACCGAGGACUUUGUUGUCCGGGUGAAGCAAGAAACAGAAGGGAAAGGUGUUGAUGUUAUUCUGGAUCAUAUUGGAGCAGCCUAUUUUCAGCAAAACCUUGACAGCUUAAAUGUUGGUGGGAGGCUUCUUCUUAUCAGCAUGAUGGGUGGGGCAGUUACAGAAGUAAAUCUUAGCAGUUUGCUUGCUAGGUGUCUCACAGUGAAAGCUUCUCGCUUGCGAUACAGAAGUCCAGAAAAAAAAGCAACGAUCAUUAAUGAGGUGGAGAAGAAUGUUUGGCCUGCUAUCAUCGCAGGAAAGGUCACACCUGUGGUCUACAAAUCCUUCCCAUUAUCUGAAGCGGCAGAGGCUCACCGGCUUAUGGAAAGUAGCAAGCAUAUUGGGAAGAUACUUCUUGUUCCAUGACAGAAUGAUCAGUUCUUCCCUCUUAAAUGAGUAUGGCUUUAAGACCUUUGGGAUGUGUAUAUGUGAUGUGCAAAAAUCUGCUACAACUGAUGCAUAUUGUUUGUUGCAGGCUUGUAACUUAGGAAACUUGGAUUAUUUUGUACAUAUUGUGAAAUCUAGUGUUGUUCAUGUCUUGUUCCAGUGUGACCUGUUGAAACAAAAGUCACUCAAGAUAGCGCAUAGUUC